Molecule: messenger RNA, 2337 nt
Organism: Aricia agestis (brown argus)
Lineage: Eukaryota; Metazoa; Arthropoda; Insecta; Lepidoptera; Lycaenidae
Exons: 3
Coding region: 110-2290 (726 amino acids)
Biological process (GO): regulation of cell migration; motor neuron axon guidance; sensory neuron axon guidance
Cellular component (GO): semaphorin receptor complex
Molecular function (GO): semaphorin receptor activity
Source: RefSeq, a predicted model, not a curated record
CCAAGUUUGAAGACUGAUGCUCUUGUCGUGACUCCAUGUGUAAAGUGGAUAAACAACUGUAAGCUGCAAGGUUUAUACAUCACAGAAGUUUUUUUUAUACGUCUUUUUAAUGAAUAUUCUAUGGACAUUUGACUCAAUGUUGCGCGUACUUUUUGCACUCGGAAUCGCGUGCACAGUAGCAGACAUUUCGGAGGGCGUGGAUUUUAUUCAAAAUACUGAAAAUGACACCCAAACGUCCGCUUUAGAAGCUACUAACACUUCAUCUUUCGACUGCAAAAGCUACACCUCAUGUACUCAAUGUGUGAGUUCACCAUCUCCUUGUGAUUGGUGUAUUGACGGUCAUAGAUGCACUCAUGACACAGAAGAAAAUUGUAGAAAUGACAUACUGGUAACUGGCAUCAGCAGAAUUGGUCCAAGCUAUCGUUCCGGUCCAAGCUUUUGUCCAAUACUAAAGUCAACAUUUGGUGACACAAACGAAAUAUUAGUUCCUUACGGUGCAAAGAAAGCAAUAAAAGUUAGGGUUCAUAUCGUCGGUCAAUUUAUAGUGCAAACCAGAUUUGUAUGUCAGUUUAAAAUUGAAGGUAAAAUUAUCCGUGUAAAUGCCCAACUUCUUGCCGAUACUAUUUACUGUGACCAUGUCGAGUGGACUUAUACUUCCCAUCCUUCAAAUAAAACCGCGUCGUUUGAUGUUAUUUGGGGAGGUUCUAAGCCUUUAGAUAAUCCUUAUAACAUCCAUGUAGUAAUUUACAAUUGUAACGGUAUGGCCGACGAUUGUGGGAAUUGCUUAGAGUUAGCAGAUAAGUUUGGUUGUGGUUGGUGUCAGGGCUCAAAUCGUUGUGAACUGCAAGAUCAAUGUGGAGCUCAAAAUAACUGGCUAGACCGCACCCAAACUUGUCCUAAAACCGAAAUUGACAUUCAAAAUCCCGCCUUAGAAGCUAAUAAUAAUUCUUCGUUUGUCGAAUGCAAUGCCUACACCUCAUGUACUCAAUGUGUGAGUUCACCUUAUCCUUGUGAUUGGUGUGUUGACGGGCAGAGAUGUACUCAUGACACGGCAGAAAAUUGUAGAAAUGAUAUACUCGUAACUGGUGUCAGUAGAACCGGCCCGAGCUUUCGCUCUGGUCCAAGUUUUUGCCCAACACUAAAUUCAACAUUUGACGACACAAAUGAAAUAUUAGUUCCUUUCGGUGCAAAGAAAGCAAUAAAAGUUAGGGUUCAUAUCGUCGGUCAAUUUAUAGUGCAAACCAGAUUUGUAUGUCAGUUUAAAAUUGAAGGUAAAAUUAUCCAUGUGAAUGCCCAACUUCUCGCCGAUACUAUUUACUGUGACCAUGUCGAGUGGACUUAUACUUCCCAUGCUCCAAAUAUAACCGCGUCGUUUGAUGUUAUUUGGGGAGGUACUAAGCCUUUAGAUAACCCUAAUAACAUCCAUGUAGUAAUUUACAGUUGUAACGGUAUGGCCGUCGAUUGUGGGAAUUGCUUAGAGUUGGCAGAUAAGUUUGGUUGUGGUUGGUGUCAGGGCUCAAAUCGUUGUGAACUGCAAGAUCAAUGUGGAGCUCAAAAUAACUGGCUAGACCGCACCCAAACUUGUCCUAAAACCGAAAUUGACAUUCAAAAUCCCGCCUUAGAAGCUAAUAAUAAUUCUUCGUUUGUCGAAUGCAAUGCCUACACCUCAUGUACUCAAUGUGUGAGUUCACCUUAUCCUUGUGAUUGGUGUGUUGACGGGCAUAGAUGUACUCAUGACACGGCAGAAAAUUGUAGAAAUGAUAUACUCGUAACUGGUGUCAGUAGAGUCGGUCCGAGCUAUCGUUCCGGUCCAAGCUUUUGUCCAACACUAAAGUCAACAUAUGACGACACAAACGAAAUAUUAGUUCCUUUUGGUGUAAAGAAAGCAAUAAAAGUUAAGGUUCAUAUCAUCGGUCAAUUUAUAGUACAAACUAGAUUUGUGUGUCAGUUUAAAUUAGAAAGUAAAAUUAUCCAUGUGAAUGCCCAACUUCUUGCCGAUACUAUUUACUGUGACCGUGUCGAGUGGACUUAUACUUCCCAAUCUCCUAAUGUAACGGCGUCGUUUGAUGUAAUUUGGGGAGGUUCUAAGCCACUAGAUAAUCCUAAUAACAUCCAUUUACUUAUUUAUAAAUGUAACGGUAUGGCCGGCGAUUGUGAAAAGUGCCUAAAGCUAGCAGAUAGGUUUGAUUGUGGUUGGUGUCAGGGCUCCAAUCGCUGUAAUUUUAAGAAACAAUGUGAUGCCCAAAGUAUUUGGUUAGACCGCAACCAAACCUGUCCUCGCACUGAAUAAUAGUUAAUAAGCAAGCUAAUUUUUCUCAAUAUAUAAUUUAUAAAAUU